AUGCUCCGUCCUAAGAAUACCACCUGUCUGUUCUGCUCGUUCAAAGCGGCUCGACAGCGUCCAUCAGCCUCUCAAUGGCCUCUUCAGCAAACCGCUGCGUUUGGGACGAAACUGGCAUCUCGCCCGUCACGAUUUAGCCUUACGAAAGCUCGAGUCGUCAACACCCCCGAGAGAAGACCUGGAGAAGCUGGGCCGGUGGGAAGAAGGAAGCAAGAUGGACCUUUCGGAGGGAUGAAUCUGACGGAAGCCAAAAUUCGUGGUAUACCAGAACGAUCAACCGCAUUCAGGGACCAACCGAACAGUCGAUCAGGAAAUAGAAGAGGUCGAGAUGAUCCAAGGGCAGAUUGGAAGGCGCUGAAAAUGCAGAGAGCCUUGUCGCCAGUGUCCUACAACGCGCGAACGAGAAUAAAAGAGCAUAUGCGACAAGUUGAUACAUUCGAUCAAUUCCCCCUACUCGAAACGGUGAAGAAUUCUAUAUUUACGCAAGCCUUGCCGGGAAAGGAAAAUCUUGUGCCUACGGCGAUACAGAGGAUUGCCAUUCCAGCACUUUUAGGGAGCGAAAGCACAGGAAGAAGAAGGAAAGCCAAUCAACCCGCAGAAGAGAAGGAAUUUUUGUUGGCUGCAGAAACUGGGUCGGGAAAGACUUUGGCAUAUUUAAUACCCACGAUCAACGCUGUGAAGGAGGCCGAUCUUCAUGAUGAGGAAGUGAUAGAGUAUAACAGGGCGAUUGAGGAGGAGAGGACGAGGACAACACCAGCACCUUCGUUUGCGCCAUCUAUGAAAGAUAUGCCGCAUCCUACGACAGCUCGGCCUCGAGCGAUCAUACUUGUUCCAACAUCGGAGUUAGUCAAUCAAGUGGGCGGUGUCAUCAAGGCGUUCUCUCACACCAUUAAAUACAAAUCUGCCAUGAUAUCUUCUGCUGUUAGUGGACAAGUCAUCCGAAACCGAUUGUUUUCUCCUCGAGGAAUCGACAUUUUAGUUUCAACUCCUCAUCUGCUCUCAUCAAUCGCCGACUCCGACCCGAAUAUCCUCUCAAGAGUCACACACCUAAUCGUGGACGAAGCCGACUCACUUCUAGAUCGAGGUUUUUCUCCACUAACCUCUUCUAUUCUCGAUAGAGUUGCGCCUUCAAUGAAGCAAUUGAUUUUAUGCUCAGCGACCAUCCCUCGAAGCAUGGAUACCUUUCUCCGGAAACGAUUCCCGGACAUUCGUCGACUCGUCACUCCCAACCUACACGCCAUUCCCCGUCGUGUCCAACUUGGUGUCGUUGAUAUCGAACGAGAUCCUUACCGCGGCAACAAGCUUCUCGCAUGUGCCGAUUCCAUCUGGUCUAUCGGCAAAGCAGCAGCAGAACACGAUGGACAGGUGGGAGGUGUCAUGGACGUCAAACGCAUCUUAGUCUUCGUCAACGAGCGGGAAACCACUCAAGAAGUCACCGAAUACCUAGUCUCAAAAGGAAUCGACGCCAUCGCCCUCAGCAGAGACACACCCGAGCAGCGCCAACAAGAAAUGCUCGCAACAUUCACCCAACAAGCCCCCUUAACCGCGCCUAAAGUCACUCAUCCCGGAUCUCUGGCCGACAAUCAACCUAACUAUGUUCCUUAUGGCAGUGUUGCCCCUCCCGCCAGGCGGAAGUUGCCAAACACAAAAGUCCUCGUCACCACGGAUCUGGGCUCUAGAGGUAUUGAUACCCUAGCUGUGAGACAUGUUAUCCUCUAUGAUGUUCCGCAUUCGACGAUUGAUUUUAUUCAUCGGCUGGGGAGGACGGGGAGGAUGGGGAGGAGAGGAAGAGGAAUUGUGUUGGUGGGGAAACAUGAUCGCAGGGAUGUGGUGGCGGAGGUUAGGGAUGGGAUGUAUAAGGGACAGCCUCUUAUUUAG
Messenger RNA from Glarea lozoyensis ATCC 20868, 1878 nucleotides. Its product is annotated as P-loop containing nucleoside triphosphate hydrolase. Gene Ontology annotation, biological process: maturation of LSU-rRNA from tricistronic rRNA transcript (SSU-rRNA, 5.8S rRNA, LSU-rRNA). NCBI's taxonomy places the organism in Eukaryota, Fungi, Ascomycota, Leotiomycetes, Helotiales, Helotiaceae. Bases 1 to 1878 code for a protein of 625 amino acids. The record is from RefSeq and is a predicted model, not a curated record. The transcript has a single exon. Gene Ontology annotation, molecular function: nucleic acid binding; ATP binding. Gene Ontology annotation, cellular component: nucleolus.